GAUUAUCCGGUUUAAUGAAAAUAUAAUUUGUUUUUCCUCUGCUAAGGCUGAUUCUCUGAAUCAUAUCUCUUCUUCUUCUCUAGGCUUGAUUCUCACGAAUCAAGAGAUGUUUAUCCUUAAUUCUAUCACCCAAUCUUGUCAUGUAUAAUACAUGACAAUUGGUAUCAAGAGCCGUUUCGAUCCAUGGGGGAUUUGAGGGCAGGGUUCGAGGAAAUCACAUCGAAAUUGGUAGAACUGAAUAUGAAAAUGUUAGAAGUGAAGAAGCAACGUGAUGAUUUAGCAUCAACGAUGCUUACCAAAGAAGUUUUUUAUUCAACAAUGGAGAAAUAUUUUGGUAAGAAAAACUGCAGUCAUGAAGAUCCAGUAGGAGCUUCAAAAAUUACUUCAAAAUUAUCGGAUGUAGAAGAUCCUACUAAAUCAAUUGGAAACGGCGACGUAAUUCCUACUUUUGUUGCUCAACCCUCUGAUUCGGAAGACUUCAGUGUUGUUAUAUCGUAGGAAGCAAAAUCAAUUCCUACUUCUGUUCAGCUAGAUUCUUCUUCUCAAGUCCUCAAUAUGGUUGAAUCUCAGAAAGUUGACUCAGUUUCCGCUGGCGUUGUUAAAGAAAAGGAUGGUCCCUUCGAUUGUGUGAAUUUUCAAUUUAGUGAAACUGCAAAGACAGAUGUUAAGGACUUCACCCGGAUAAAUCAAAUGAAGAUUGGUGGAGUAAAUUAUUCUGCCCUAGAUUUUUACUACAACAAAUCAAACUCGGGGAAUUGUUUUUCUAUCUACCUUGAUGUCACUCGUUCGUUAUUUGACCGAGAUAGAUAGAAUUUUUACUUUUUUCUUGGUAUGGAUGGUUAAACAUGGGAAGGCACAUGAACUGCUUGUUAAAAGGCCUGAGGUUGUAUCUUGGAAUUUGAGCAGUGACGAAGAUGAUAUCCUCUUACAACUUCAACAAGGUAAGAUAUUUGUUAAAAGGCUUCCAAUGGAUAAUGUAUAUUUUGAGCUCAAUUUUUUUUUCAACCCCACACUGCCUACUGGGAUAUCUUUUCACUGUUGUUUCAAGUUUAUUGAUAAAGUAAUUGAUAGUGGAAAAGUAAUUCAACUUUUCGAGGGGUGUUCUUAUUUUGUUGACGAUUAUGCGGUCCAUCUCAAUAAAGAUACAUCAUGUGUGAUUGUUUUUCGUGGGUCAGCCUUACUUGAAAGGUACAAUGGGGUGAUAUUUAGUAAACUUCCUGAGAGUGCAGCUUGGAAUUUCUGGAGUGUUGGAGUUGAUCAUCUCUUGCAGCACAAAAUGGGAAAGGUAGGUUACAACUUAAUUAUGGAUGUAUAUAACUCUGUUUUUCUCGAUUUUGUUCGCAGUCUGUUUGAUCGUGGGAAAGUGAUCGGCCUUCUUCUAGGGGUUUCUUAUUUUUCUACUCUUGAUUCUAAGUUUGGGCAUCAAAUGAAGGUGUGGUUUACAGACUUCUUAUUAUUUGUUUUAGCUAAACUGGGUGAUAAUGGUGAUACUAGUAAAUUACUUGUCAAAAUGUCACGAAGAGGAUAUCUUACUAACAGUUUUCCGAUGCUCCUGAGGAUGCAAAUCGGUGGAAUUCAGAAUGCUUAUAAAUGCUCAUGUGCUCAAAGCUCCGAGAAGUGGGGAGAAGCAUUUUCUCUUAUUCAACUGAAGUGUGGGUUGCUUGUGGGGAUUGCAGUUCAUUCUUGUGCAUUAUUAUUUGUUCUUCCACCUGGUUUGGCGAGUUUAAUAUGUGUUCCCUUCGAUACAUUACUUGUAUACUGUCAGGGGUUAGUAGAACUGCGAGUGGGGGCUCUAAUUCUUCCUGUAUUGAGAUUUCCUAUGGAAUCUUUUAAGAUAGGUAUUAAUGAUUCUAGAAGCAUAUUUGAUCGUGGUAAAGGGUUUCAGCACAUGAGGAGUUACUCUUGCUUUGUUAAAGUAUAUUUUUGUCAAGAUACAAUGGGUUCUAUGUUUAAGAAUGGUGUAUAUGGUAUGAUAUGAGCAAUGAGAGGACAAGAUCCAUGUUACUAUCACUGUGAGAGUUUCAAUUUAUGGUUCCAGUGUGUACAGCAACAACUAUUCGAUAUUUCAACCAUUUCCAUAUUGCAGCCAUGGGGUAAAGGUGUUGUUCGGUUUUAUCGAAUGCUUAACGGAACACUCCUGUUAGCAGAGACGUUAUCCACCCAAGUGACUGACAUCCUCACAACAAAAGGUGAUGUCUAUCCCUCAAAAAUCAGGUUUUUAUACUCUCCAUUGCUUACAUCUGAAAUGUUUACCAGACUUGCGGCUCAAGAGAGAAGUAUAUUGCAAGUUAGACAAUUUCUCACUGAUAUUUAUGCUGCCAUUUUUGUCAUGAUAUUCACAUAUGAGGAGGGGAUCUAUUCGACGGUUUUUGAACAGCUGGAGGUUUGCUUAGGCCUUCUAACCAAGUAUUUUCCUCCUUGUCAACAUAUGAGGGCUACAGACACGUAAGGUGAAGCUGUAGCUAAUGGGAACUUUCAAGCAGUCCAUCUUGUUGUUAGGUGUUUCGCUGGUAUUGGUAACAUCUUUGAUUACAAGGUUGAAGGAAAGGAUAAUUAUACUCCUGCCUUGGCUAAAGUAUAUAAAAGAGAUAUUGUGAAGCAGAGAGAAGUGUGGAAGGAUUCCAAUCUGCGUUAUACUGAAGAUUUAUGGUCAUCAACUGACAUGUUUGCACUGGUUGCGUUUAAGGGAGAAACUGAGACCAUGUAUGUACGGUGUACUUCGCAGGAAAACGGUCAGUAGACUGCUGCGCCCUUUAUUUCCAAGUACAAGGCCUUACAGGGUUUUUCUGUGAUAUAAUGGGUACUGGUCUUCUCGUGCGCAACUGUCAAACACUCAAGUCGGCUUAUUUAUCUCUCAUCCUUGAGGACAAGGAUGUUUUUAAGGAGGUGGAAUGUCAUGUACGGUGUACCAAUAUUGGAGGGGGUUGUCAUGUACUUGGGAUUGGAGGGUGUGCCCUUAUCAUAUUGGGGUUGGUUAUUAAUUUUUAGUAAUACUUUUAUCUUAUAUCAAUUGUAAGGGUGCUAGUCAUCCUCCUAAUCUAGCUAUAUAAAGCUAGUGACCCUGUGUAAGAGAGAUUAUCCAGUUUAAUGAAAAUGUAAUUUGUUUUUCCUCUGCUAA
Papaver somniferum (opium poppy) is the source of this 3118-nucleotide messenger RNA. RefSeq lists its product as uncharacterized. The record is from RefSeq and is a predicted model, not a curated record. The transcript is spliced from 2 exons. Bases 776 to 1978 code for a protein of 400 amino acids. Lineage: Eukaryota; Viridiplantae; Streptophyta; Magnoliopsida; Ranunculales; Papaveraceae.